Messenger RNA from Ipomoea triloba (trilobed morning glory), 2826 nucleotides. RefSeq names its product protein STRUBBELIG-RECEPTOR FAMILY 3-like. The transcript has 17 exons. The record is from RefSeq and is a predicted model, not a curated record. NCBI's taxonomy places the organism in Eukaryota, Viridiplantae, Streptophyta, Magnoliopsida, Solanales, Convolvulaceae. The coding region runs from base 184 to 2508 and encodes 774 amino acids. Gene Ontology annotation, molecular function: ATP binding; protein binding; protein kinase activity. Gene Ontology annotation, biological process: protein phosphorylation.
UUUAGAGAGAGUAGGAAGAACAAAGAAUUCUCUAAUGCAACUUUCCACAUUUCAUAGCUUUUUUCACCUUUUCCUCCUCCAGGAUUCCAGCCAUUGCCCUAUAGGAGAGGUUUUAUGCAUCGUCUUUGCAAUGGUUUUCUUCAAAGGAGAGUAGAUUGUGGGAAAAGUUGAUACUUUGGAUUAAUGGAUGGGAAGAGAUGGGCAUUUUGGUGUUUGAAUUUGAAGAUCUUGUUGGGGUUUCUCCUGAUUUUGUCUGAUGGAGCCAACCCUGGAGAUGUGGAUGCAAUUUAUACAUUAUAUGCUGCUUUGGGAUCCCCUCCUCUUCCUGGAUGGGGCGUUGAUGCGGACCCGUGUAAUGGAAAAUGGCAAGGUGUUGUGUGUGAGGAUACAAAUAUAGUGUCAAUUACAAUUAAUAGUGCCAAUUUGGGAGGUGAAUUGGGGGAAAAAUUAGGAGCAUUUUCUUCUAUCAAAACAAUUGAUCUUAGUAACAACCAUAUUGGGGGCGCUAUACCAUCCAAUCUACCAGUUACUUUGCAGAGCCUUUUUCUUUCAGCUAAUGAGUUUACUGGAAGUAUUCCUGAUUCUUUGUCCUCUGUGAGUCAAUUAUCAGCAAUAUCUCUGAAUGACAACAAUUUGGCUGGAGAAAUUCCCGAUUCCUUCCAAGGCCUUGUGCAUUUGGCCAAUCUAGAUUUAUCUAAUAACAAUUUAAGUGGGGUUUUGCCAUCAUCACUAGGAAAUUUAUCCCUCAUGACUCUCCGUUUGCAGAAUAAUCAGCUUUCUGGAACCCUUGAUGUUUUACAAAAUCUUCCCCUCAGAGAUUUAAACAUAGAAAAUAACCUGUUUUCAGGGCUCAUACCUCAGAAGCUCUUGGAUAUUCCUGUUUUCAAAAAUGGUGGAAACCCUUUCAACAGUAUUAUUAGUGCUCCUUUUCCUCCAUCGUCAUCAUCCACAACACCAUCUCCGGCACUGCCAUUUUUUGGGCCUCCGACUUCAGGAAAGUUACCGCCAAUUACUGAAAGAAAACCUGGGAAUCAGACUGAUGGGCCAUCAUUUUCCGGGGAAUCAAAUUCCAAUAGUAGCAACAGGCCAUCUGCUAAAAGGAUAGUUUGGAUAUCAAUUACAGUGGCUUGGUCAUUCAUAAUAUUGGUUUUAGCAUUCCUGCUUUGUUUGCCAAAGUGCCUUAGGGAAAUGCAGGAAACUUGCAGAGGUCCUAAGCUACACGAAUUAGCUCCAUAUAUGAGACCCAGAGAUAACCCGGGGGAUAAUGAUUCCUUGGUCCAACCAGGUCAUGAUAAAGAGAAAGCUCCCCUAGUCUUGAAGCCAAAUGAAGAUUUCCAACCAAGAAAACCGGCUUCCAUUCAAAUGCCACGGAAUGAGAAGGCUCUGAUUACAGAAAACUUGACUGCUACUCAAAAGGACAGCCAUGUGAUUAGCCUGAGCAGAUUAGAUAUUGAUUUUAUGUUGCGACCUCCUCCUCCUCCAGUGAUGCCUCCCACAGAAGAACGAGUUAUUGUAAAACCAAUACCUCCUAGGGAGGAAACCAUAUUGAAGCAUCCAAAAAGCUCACUUUCACCAACUUCAGUGAAAUCUUUCACAGUUGCAUCUCUUCAGCAAUACACCAAUAGCUUUUCUCAAGAUAAUCUUGUUGGAGCUGGAACUUUGGGCACUGUGUAUAAAGCAGAGCUUCCAGAUGGCAGGUUGUUUGCUGUUAAGAAACUUGACAAUAGAGUCUCCAAUCAACACAAGGAUAACGAGUUUGUUGAUCUUGUAAACAACAUCCAUAAGAUUCAUCACGCUAAUGUUGUUGAAAUCACGGGUUACUGUGUGGAGCAUGGCCAAAGGCUCCUGAUCUAUGAGUAUUACAGUAACGGGACACUGCAGGAUGGCCUACACUCCAACGAUGAAUUCAAGAAAAAGCUUUCAUGGAAUGUGCGAAUCAGGAUGGCUCUUGAAGCUGCAAGAGCCUUGGAGUAUCUGCAUGAGGUUUGUGAGCCACCAGUUAUUCACAGAAACUUCAAAUCUGCCAAUGUUCUCCUUGAUGAUGAACUGGGUGUUCAUAUAUCUGAUUGUGGUUUGGCUCCAUUGAUAUCAUCAGCAACUGUGAAUCAGUUGCCAGGACAGCUUGAGCUUCUUGCAAGCUAUGGUUAUGGCGCCCCGGAACUGGAGUCAGGAAUAUAUACCUCGAAAAGUGAUGUUUACAGUUUUGGAGUGGUGAUGUUGGAACUCCUAACAGGCAGAAUGUCAUAUGACAGGACUAGGAAGCGAGGAGAGCAAUUGUUGGUGAGAUGGGCAAUACCUCAGCUCCAUGAUAUCGAUGCCUUGACAAGAAUGGCUGAUGUUUCUCUUGGCGGGAAAUACUCCGUCAAAUCGUUAUCACACUUUGCUGACAUAAUUUCCCGUUGCAUUCAGCCGGAGCCGGAGUUCAGGCCACCGAUGUCGGAAGUUGUGCAGGAUAUUGUACAGAUGAUGAGGAGGGACUCUCAAUCUCCCAAUAGAUUUGACUUUUGAGGAUGAAUGAUAGAAUGUGGUAUGGCAAUGGCGGGUCGGGGAGCCAAAGAUUCAUGACUGCACUAACACAACUAAUAACUAUAAGUGGGUACCAGAGAAGGAGAAGGAAUCGAAUGUAAUAUAUAUGCCGACCGUUGAUGAGCUUUUUUGAGUGUUUUGUCAUCCUCAUUCAUGUGUUUUCUUUGUUCUUUCAUUGUUUUAAUGUUUAUUUAGGAUGCAGGUCUGGUUGGCUAUGUUGCAGAAGUUCCUAAUCCAUUUGUUUGACAAGCAAUGAGUGAUAUUUUUUUUUUAAUAAUAAUAAUUUUGAUUUUUUAAGAA